CCGGAAGUCAGGCGAGGGGCGGUGCGGAACUCGCCGGACGGGAGGGUGGCCGUUAGGGCCGUUGAGUUGGUGGCGGCUCCCAGCACAAGGCUCCAGAUGGAAGCGGCACCAGAUCCCGGGCCGGGGCUCUGCUGCAAGCCUGGCGGGCGGCUGGACAUGAGCCACGGCUUUGUGCACCACAUCCGACGGAACCAGCUCGCCCGGGACGACUAUGACAAGAAGGUGAAGCAGGCGGCCAAGGAGAAGGCGAGGAGGCGGCACACGCCCGCGCCGACGCGGCCCCGCAAGCCCGACCUGCAGGUGUACCUGCCGCGACGCCGAGAUGGCUCUACCCACCCAAGCAACCCAGACUGUGAGGAGUCCGGUGAAAGCAGCAGUAGUGGCAGCUCUGAGCCAGAACCUUCUGGCCAUCAGCUCUUCUGUUUAGAAUAUGAGGCAGACAGCGGAGAGGUCACCUCAGUUAUCGUGUAUCAGGACGAUGAUCCAGCAAGGGUGAGUGAGGAGGUGUCAGCACACACGCCUCUGGAUCCACCCAUGCGAGAGGCCCUCAAGUUGCGCAUCCAGGAGGAGAUUGCAAAGCGCCAGAGGCGACACUGACCAGGCUGAAGGCAUUCUCACCAGGCUGGAUUCACUGCCCAGGGAGCUCACUCCUAGUUUGGGGGUGCCAGGACCAGUCUGAGCUGAUCUUGAGAGUGACACACACACACACACACAGACACACACACACACCCAAGCUCAACAUCCAUAGGAACAGAGUGUUGCAGGGACAGCCCUGCUUUGUAGGCCAUUCUUUCUUGCAUGUUGGCCCAUUUGACCAGCUUAGUAUUCUGGAAUUUGAGAAUUUUGUUUGGCUAACUUGGUGUUCUAGAAGCAUAGAUUCCAGGGAGAGCUGAGCUUUAUGAAACCUUUUGCCAACAUGCUGCUUUCUUACUAAGGUCAUAUGCCGUGGGACACCUAACCACUGCUGCUCCACCCAGCUCAGUGAACCCUAUUUGUUGUUUUACAGUUCAUUUGUUCCUUGCUUCUGCUCACUUCCAUCCAUGUUUUCCUAGACCUUUUUUUCAGCCGUUUCUUUGUUCUUUCCAUUCUCUCAUCUUUGUCUCAGAAUCCAUCAGUUCCAUCGCACCUCCCAAUGUGACUGUGCACCUCCCAACUGCUCAGGACUUUGGAGGUGGGGAGUCCUGGGGGUUCUACCUUUCUGACAAGCUCUUCCGGUAAUUCUCAUACCAAUAAAGUGGGAGAUCUUCAUUUUUGAGACUGACUUGCAAGCAUGUCUCCCUCCCAUUCCAUGGCUUUUGCAAGUUUCUCUCAUACCGCACUGCUUUGCACUGUCUAGAUAAAGAGACAUAGGAAGAUGAUGCCAGAACUCAACUGCAAGGAUUUCUUGCAGCAAAGCCUGCCUUGGUUAGGGCUAUAGGAUUCCAGUUUUCAACCUCAUCCCUAGCUGUAAACAGACCAUCCCCUGCUCAGGCUAAAGGGGAAUUAUCAAAACAAGCUUGAAACUGACUCUCCAAAUGUGAUCUAACAGUCUUGAAUGUAUGUACAAAGGGAAAUUCAACAUGAGCAAUAAUUGCCUAUUUGGAGCCUAGUUGCAAAAAAAAAAAAGGCCUGUACAAUGGGCGGCAAAAUGAGUCUCUCUCAUCUGCCCUGCCCCUGCCCCUGCCCCUGCCCCAUUCUUUCUCCUUUCCUAUCUCCCAAGAGUAUAUAAACUGAGAUCCUUAGAAUAAAAGAUCCUAGGAAUAUCACUGUUUUCACCUCAGUGAACAUUUUCCCUAAUGCAGGGUUAGGCUAAGGUCUGAGAAGUCCACAAGACAUCCUAUGCACUGCAGUUCCAAGCCACUCAGAUUUCCAGCAAUUGACCUAACCUCAGUGACUUGAAGUAUGGGAUUUAAGUGAGCCCAUGAACACUAAGACUUCUUGAAACCAAAGUCCCCCUGCCUCAGGGGUUUUCUCUACAUCAGGGUCUCAAGAUCAGUCUGGCUAUUCCAUCUCAGCGGCUUUUCUCUUAAAGGACACCUGAGGGCACUGUUGGUUUGUGCCCUACAGCCCUGAAAAUCUACCACCUCAGAAAUGAGGCAAGGCAGCUACUUAAACUACAUCAGUAGAACCCAGUGAGCCACAGCUUACAGUGCCCAGAGGAAUUCUGGCAAAGUGAGUGAGGUAGAUAAGUUAGACGGGCCUGGUUGUGAAAGGAGCCAGGGACCGGAGUGUUCCUGGCCCACAGAGCUGGCCCAAGGUUAAAUGCCUUAAACUUGCCAGUCCUGGGCUUGUUUCUACUUUCAGAGGAGAAAGUCUGCCCUCCACUUACUCAGCCAGGCUAGAAGUGCCUUUUGACUUACAAUGUUAACUAUCCUCCAGAGUCUCCGAGUCAAGGAGGCUGUGCCAUACUCUCUCCCCAAUCUUCUGCAGCUCAGAGGACUGGGGAUUUUAGUCUUCCAGCUCUUCAACUGAUCUUCUGACUUGGACAUAGGGUUUCACUGGAACUCUUAGGCUUCCUAGUCUGGAAAUAGUUUUUGGGUCUGUCUUCUCACAACUGGAUGGCCUUUUUUGUGGAUUUAUUACAGAAUUUAGAAACAAGACCAGAAGAGGAGGUUGGGGGCAUGGCACCUGAAAUUUUAGCCUCCAUUCCUGUUUGUGAGAAGGGAAGUGUGUACUUAAUGUCCUUUUAUGUCUGUCAUGUACUCCUCACACUCUCAGGUCAGAGACUGAUGGGAACUCCUUGUUUGUGAACUUUUUUUCUUGAGGCAUUUUGCUUAUCAAGUGUGUAUAAAAUAUUUUCCA
Mirounga angustirostris (Northern elephant seal) is the source of this 2781-nucleotide messenger RNA. RefSeq names its product chromosome unknown C2orf68 homolog (gene CUNH2orf68). NCBI's taxonomy places the organism in Eukaryota, Metazoa, Chordata, Mammalia, Carnivora, Phocidae. Bases 97 to 597 code for a protein of 166 amino acids. The record is from RefSeq and is a predicted model, not a curated record. The transcript has 4 exons.